Molecule: messenger RNA, 1479 nt
Organism: Sebastes umbrosus (honeycomb rockfish)
Lineage: Eukaryota; Metazoa; Chordata; Actinopteri; Perciformes; Sebastidae
Gene: tcea2
Product: transcription elongation factor A (SII), 2
Exons: 10
Coding region: 153-1112 (319 amino acids)
Biological process (GO): transcription elongation by RNA polymerase II; DNA-templated transcription
Cellular component (GO): nucleus
Molecular function (GO): nucleic acid binding; zinc ion binding
Source: RefSeq, a predicted model, not a curated record
GCAGCAGCAGCUGGGAGAGACAGAGACAGACUGAGUGAGUGAAGAGGAGGACAGACAGAGAGAGUUUGUCUUCCAUCCAUGGAGGUUGUGUCCUCAGCAGCAGAGAGGAGGACAGAGGACAGAAGGACUGAGGAGUGAACCUGGAGCCCAUCAUGUCCAGAGAGCAGGAGGUGGAGCGCGUCGCCAGGAAGCUGGACAGGAUGGUGAUGAAGAAGAACACGGACGGAGCUCUGGACCUGCUGAGGGAACUAAAGAACAUCAAGAUGUCUCUGGAGACCCUGCAGUCCACCAGAGUUGGGAUGUCGGUGAACGCGGUGAGGAAACACAGUUCAGAUGAAGAAGUUCAGACUCUGGCCAAAGCUCUCAUCAAGUCCUGGAAGAAGCUGCUGGACGGUUCGGAGGGGAAGUCGUCGGAGGAGAGGAAGAAGGAAGGCUCUCCUGUGAGGUCAUCGUCCACCUCCAAGGACGCCGGCAGCAGCGAGAAAAGCAGUAAGAAGUCGGGGGAUUCCCCAACCACCCCGACCGCCCCCACCGCCCCCACCACACCCACCGCCCCCACCGCCGCCACCCCCCCGAUCCCUCAGGUCACCUCCUUCCCCCCCGCCUCCAUCACCACUGACAGCGUGAGGAACAAGUGUCGAGAGCUGCUGGUGGCGGCGCUGCAGACCGACGAUGACCAUAAGACUGUUGGAGCCCACUGUGAGCAGCUUGCAGCCCACAUUGAGGAAGAGAUCUUUCAGGAGUUUAAGUCGACAGAUAUCAAAUAUAAAACUCGUCUACGGAGCCGGAUCUCCAACCUCAAGGACCAGAAGAAUCCCGAACUGCGACGUAAUGUCCUGUGUGGAAACAUCUCAGCUCGACGCAUCGCCUCCAUGACCGCUGAGGAGAUGGCGAGUGCAGAGCUGAAGCAGAUGAGAGAAGCUCUGACCAAAGAGUCCAUCAGAGAGCAUCAGCUGUCCAAGGUCGGAGGGACGGAGACGGACAUGUUCAUCUGCAACAAGUGUCACGGAAAGAGCUGCUCCUACACACAGGUGCAGAUCCGUAGUGCUGAUGAGCCCAUGACCACCUUCGUGGUGUGUAACAGCUGUGGAAACCGAUGGAAGUUCUGUUGAAGAGGACGUGCGUGUGUGUGUGCGCGUGCAUGUGUGCGUGUGUAUGUGUGUGUGUGUUUUGACUAUAGUGAAUUUGGAUUUAAAAAAAAUAUUAUUUAAUUUUUUUUUGUAUAAUUUAUUUUUUUUAUAUCUAAAAGUGAAAGCUGUAAUAUUAUAUUGUAAUAUAUAAUAUAUAUUUGGAGGAGAAUCUGCCAGUUCAUGUUGUGUUUAUGGUUUCAUUAGUUUUGUACGGAGCACUUAGAGUUUAUUUCUUAUUGAUGAUGAUGAUGAUGAUGAUGAUGAUGAAGAAGCUUUCUUUGACAUGUUGUGAAGCCACAAUAUUUUUGCCCUUAAAACAUUUCUAUUAAAGUGUCUCUUGGAUUAAAAA